UCUCCAACCGAGAGACGUGUCUGUAGUCACAGGGUUUAUUUAACACGUAGACCAAACCACUCCUCUAUCACACAUUAUCCGGGAGUAGAGCCUCUGAACUAUAGCUGUACUUGGAUCUCAGAGUGGCAACAUCACAUUGUCAGUCUAUGCAAAGCAAUAUCCUGAUGAAAGAUUAUUAUUUUAUAGGAAAGGAGUUUGCUGUUUAAUACAAUUACAUAACGGAAAUAUUAAGAUUAAGAACACGUUUUAAGAUAGCAAUAUUUGGUGAACAUUGAAACAACUGAAGAAGACUUUUUAAGGUUGCGUUUUUUGAAGACCAAUAUUUGGAUUUCAUAAAGACGCAAAAUGGAGAGUAUUAUAAGUGCGCAACCUCCUCCUUGUAUGGCAAAACAUCAGUCGCUGGAGAUGGCAGACAUGCAAGGAAUGGAAUUCCCAAUGUAUGUGUACAAACCACGAAGGGGAUUGAAGCGCGGGGAAGACAGCAAGGAGACAUACAAGUUACCUCACCGAUUGAUUGAGAAGAAAAGGCGCGACAGAAUCAAUGAAUGCAUUGCCCAACUGAAGGAUUUAUUGCCAGAACAUCUCAAACUUACAACACUGGGCCAUUUGGAGAAGGCUGUGGUGUUGGAACUUACCCUGAAGCAUGUGAAAUCACUGAGCACACUUCUGGAACAGCAGCAGCAGAAAAUCAUUGCAUUGCAGAAUGGCUUGCAAAUUGGUGACCAGAGCAGUAUUAGCUCAGAGACCAGUGAGGAGAUGUUCCGCUCUGGCUUCCACGUUUGUGCUAAGGAGGUCCUCCAGUACCUGGCUAACCAAGACAGCAGCAGAGACCACCUGACUCCCUCCCACAUGAUCAGCCACCUCCACAAAGUGGCAUCCGAGGUGUUCCAGGAUCCACCCAGCCCGCCCAGGCCAGUUGAGUCGAUCCACAAACCUGCCGAGGUCACGGAGGAGCCCGCUGGUCGUCUGCCUAAGAGCAAUGAGAGCCAUGCCAAGAACUUUGUGUCGGUCAUUCAGAGGACAUACCCCCAGGGACACGGAGAGCAGAGUGGCAGUGACACGGACACGGACAGCGGAUACGGUGGGGAGCCCGAGAAACACGACACCAAAGCCCAAUGCGCGGGCUACUACGGCAAGGAGGCAGAGCUCAAGCUGGCUGCGGCUGAGAGAAUGGUGGGAGGCGGCAUCAAGCAGGAGGGUGAAGAGCCACGGGCCAAGAGGUUAAGGGCCAACUCCUCUGAGGACGAGUCUUCCUCUGGACAGGUGGUCAGCGGCCACGGCAGCUACGUGGGCUUCUCUCAACACCAGUCCCCGGUUUGUGUACCGUUCUACCUCAUCCCCCAGAUGUCUGCCGCAUGGCCCAUGCUGGAGAAGUGCUGGUACCCAGGGGGCAUGCCCCUUUUGUAUCCAGGCAUGAGCGCCUCCGCAGCCAGCCUGUCUCCAGAGAAACAACCCCAAAACCUGGUGAUGCCUCCCAGGGCAGGUUCUCCGGCACCCCAUAGGACCUCCAUGGACUCAUCAGCCCUACUCCAGGCUUUAAAGCAAGCCCCCCCAAUGAACUUAGAAUCCAACGACUGAUAGACUCAUGUUCUGGCACCCGGCUCUAUGAACGUUUGGUGCUGAACGGAAUCGCCUGCUGGAAGGCAUCCGGGGAAGGGAGAACCAGGACGAGAGCACCCGUGCGUUUCCUUCAGCGUCAGUAGCUGUUUGGCUCCUCUGCACACGUCCUCCCUUUGAGAGCAAACAACAACUCUCACAACACAAACCCCAGCGGCCACCGCCCUCCUGUCCAUCACCCGUUCACUGAGAGGGACGUGGAGCCAGUCAGCACUGAGGCUCAGUCCCUCCGGAGGCUCACAUAUGACCGGAUGGAAUGUUCUAAGACACUGUGAGGAGGUGGACAACACAAGGACAUGACCAAACUGGACAUGACACAGGGACUUACUGGGGGGGAUUGCUUCUCUGUACGUUGAAUGUCAGAGUUACACCCGGAAUGUGAUGCGUAGACAGUACAGCACUCUGUCAUUCGGACCUGCCCUUUGCACACACUGGUCUGUAAUGAAUGUAAGAAUUGAACAAAAACGCCUAUAGAUGCCGCAUGAGUUUCUUCUUGUUGUAGACAUGUGACUGGAGGACCCAGGCUACAUUUUCCGCAUCUGUAGUUGCUGAAACUGCAACAGACCGUCCUUUAGACUAGAACGCUACCAAAAAUAUCUCUGGUUUAUGUUGACCAGGUUUGUCACAAAUCCAUUACUCUUUCACCCACCAAGUGUACUGUAACUUGCAGCUAAAUGAACUCCGCUGAUUUGCAUUCAUUAAACAAAUCACAAUGGUGUCACCGGACCUGAUGUGUGUCACCCAUGUAAAUGUCAGAUGUGCAUAUUAGUUUUGAGUUUGAAACUCGCUACCAUUUGUGCAAGUAGUUGUGCAACUUGUGUGAAAUGCAGUCAUGUCUUGUAAUUAUUCAGUUUUUACUACUCUUACAUCUCUAUUUUUGAUACAUGACCUAUAGAGUGUAUUUGCUUUGUGACUAGAGGGAGGACGUUUUAGAAGACCAUUUUGCUGUAUGCCAAGAGAAUGUGUACAUUGUGCUAGACCUUGUUUGUGUCAUGCUCAUUAAUCACUUCUGGUCUGUUCAGUUUCUGGCCAGAUCUUAUUUUAUGCUGUUGCCUUUAAUUAUUAAAUGCAGCCAGAAAUGAUGGCAAAUGUCUAAAUGUAUUUGUAUUAAUUAUUGAGUCAAAGAGAGGAAAGUGAAUGUAAUGUUAACAGAACAUCUUAGUUUUGUAUAGGAUGAGGUACUUGUGGUUUUUAUUUUCGGAAGUAACAGAAAUUUGCUUGUUGUACAUAUUUUGUCUGUGAAGUAUUGUUGACAUACCUUUUAAAAUAUAUUAAUAAAGUUGUUUUUUUCC
Esox lucius (northern pike) is the source of this 2909-nucleotide messenger RNA. It is a transcript of the gene bhlhe40, whose product is annotated as basic helix-loop-helix family, member e40. Lineage: Eukaryota; Metazoa; Chordata; Actinopteri; Esociformes; Esocidae. Gene Ontology annotation, molecular function: RNA polymerase II cis-regulatory region sequence-specific DNA binding; DNA-binding transcription factor activity, RNA polymerase II-specific; protein dimerization activity. The coding region runs from base 346 to 1578 and encodes 410 amino acids. The transcript is spliced from 5 exons. The record is from RefSeq and is a predicted model, not a curated record. Gene Ontology annotation, cellular component: nucleus. Gene Ontology annotation, biological process: regulation of neurogenesis; regulation of transcription by RNA polymerase II; anterior/posterior pattern specification.